AUGAUUUCUCGCGUGCUUUGCCGGCGUAUGGCUGUGGCCCGUUUCUCCACUUCGGUCCCCCGCAAAGACCUCUUGCAGGAUCUCUACUUGAGUGAAAUCAAGGCUUUCAAGCCCAAGCCCGUCUCCGAAAGCGACGCUGCUGGCACCGUCAAGAAGUUCGCUGUCCCCGCUCAGCCCAAGUCUCCUUCUAUUGAGGGCGACGCCGCCGAGGUUGAUGCCUAUGCCAACUCUACUGUUGAGGUUGAGACUGAGACCGCUUCUGGCGAGCCCGUCGCCCAGACCUCCGAGGACUGGUUCCCCAUCGAGGAGGUUGCUGAGGCCCACUAA
Molecule: messenger RNA, 327 nt
Organism: Wickerhamiella sorbophila
Lineage: Eukaryota; Fungi; Ascomycota; Dipodascomycetes; Dipodascales; Trichomonascaceae
Exons: 1
Coding region: 1-327 (108 amino acids)
Biological process (GO): proton motive force-driven ATP synthesis
Source: RefSeq, a predicted model, not a curated record